Messenger RNA from Capsella rubella, 4743 nucleotides. RefSeq names its product putative 1-phosphatidylinositol-3-phosphate 5-kinase FAB1D. The coding region runs from base 125 to 4459 and encodes 1444 amino acids. Lineage: Eukaryota; Viridiplantae; Streptophyta; Magnoliopsida; Brassicales; Brassicaceae. Gene Ontology annotation, cellular component: endosome membrane. Gene Ontology annotation, biological process: phosphatidylinositol phosphate biosynthetic process. Gene Ontology annotation, molecular function: 1-phosphatidylinositol-3-phosphate 5-kinase activity; ATP binding. The transcript is spliced from 13 exons. The record is from RefSeq and is a predicted model, not a curated record.
CUCUUAAAAUCUCUGCUUCUUCUUCUCUUUUGCUUCCGCCGUGGUGGCUACUUCUCGUGUUCUUGGUCCAGUGGACCGUAGUAUUGGUUUGUUAACUACACAAGGCGUUGUUCAGACUCCAUUGAUGACUACGCCUACUAGUAGUGAACGCUCUCUCUCAGGUGAGUGUUCUGUUGAUGGAAGCUCUUAUGAUAGGGGUAAUGAAGAUGAGUGUUCAAGUCAUAGUAGUCAAGAAGAUGUGGAGUGUAAUAAGGUAGAUCGUUUAGAGCGUAAGUCCAAGAGUAUGCCGAGCGAUAUUCUAAACAUAUUGGACGAGAAGUCGAAAGAAAACAGUGUUGAGAAUGUGCAGUUCUUGUCGGAUCGUGAAGAUGAUAGCGAUGUUCCAGUUUGGGAGCCUCCUGAACCGGAGAAUCCUGAAGAUGAAGUGGAUGGAGUUUUUGCUGAUGAUGAUGAUGAUUGUUGUGAUGGUUCUGAGUGGAGUAAAGCAAGUUUGUUAGGGGAUGGUAAAGAUGAGAGUAGUGAAAAGAGAAACUUUUAUGAAGAGAACCAAAGAGUUAUGCUCGAAGAGGCUGAUUCGAAGUUUAAGUUUGUUGUGAGUCAACUUAUUAAGUCGGGUGGGUUUACUAGUGAAGAAAGUGAGUACUGGUUUGAGAUAGUUGCUAGGUUGUGUUGGGAGGCUGCUUCACUGUUGAAGCCAGCAAGUGAUGGCAAACAGGUUGAUCCGACUGAGUACAUUAAAGUGAAAUGCAUAGCUACUGGUUCUUGCAAUGACAGUCAAGUUUUCAAAGGCCUGGUUUUCAAAAAACAUGCUGCUCUUAAACACAUGGCAACUAAGUAUGAGCGUCCUAAAAUAAUGUUAGUCGAAGGAGUACUUGGCCAUCCAAUAAGUGGAUUCUCUUCUCUCCAGUCAGUGAAUCAGGACGAAGGCUAUCAAGUGAAGUAUGUGAAGCCUGUUGUUGAUAUCAUAGAAGCUUCUAAGCCUGAUGUCAUGCUGGUGGAAAAGUCUGUUUCACGUGAUAUCCAAAAGUCUAUUCUUGAUAAAGGUGUCACUCUGGUGUUUGACAUGAAGCUCCACCGUCUACAGAGAAUUUCUCGGUGCAUUGGUUCACCGAUUUUUUCAGUUGACUCUAUGUCUGGUCAGAAGUUAAAGCACUGUGAUUCCUUUCGCAUUGAGAAAAUCGUCGAGGAGCAUAAUGCUGCGGGUGAAGCUGAGAAGAAGCCAACUAAAACGCUCAUGUUUUUAGAGGGUUGUCCUACCCGCCUUGGCUGCACGAUUUUACUUAAAGGAUACCACAGUGAUAGGUUGAAGAAGGUCAAAGAAGUAGUACAAUAUUCAUUCAUCCUUGCAUAUCAUCUAAUGCUGGAGGCUUCUUUCCUUGCUGAUCGGUAUACAAUGUUCUCAACCAUCUUUUCAAAGGAAGCUACAUCAUGCGUUGUGGAAAUAGAAAAACUUCCACUGUCUCCUUCUCCUCGUGGAUCUGCCUUCAAACCAGUUGAUAUUCCUUUGUCUAAUGGAUUCGAUGAACAAUCCAUUCAGAUAAAUGGGGAUGCAGAUGGUGAGAAAGAUGAAACCCGGGAAUCAGAUGGAGAUCCUGUCUUCUCUCACGAGCCAUAUAAUCCAGUUAUUUUCACUGGCUUCUCAUCUUUGUCUGCCAAACUAAGUAAAUAUUUAGGCUUUGUUCAAAAUCAGGAGUCAGUUCCAGUUUCUGUGGAUACAGAUGCAUCAAAUAUCAGCAAUCUUGAUACAAUAUUGGAAUCAGUGGAAGAUACUGCAGAAAAGGAAGAGACUAAACCAGCUGAGUUACUUGAUCCUGGACUACCAGUAAAUACGAGUUCAGAUGAUGGAGACAGGUCGCAAACGGAGAAUGAUAUUGAGAGCACAUUGGAGCCUCAGAGUAUAUUGGUUCUAGUGUCUAAGAGGAAUGCACUCAGGGGGAUAAUGUGUGACCAAAGGCAUUUUUCACACAUAAAGUUUUACAAGCACUUUGAUGUUCCCUUGGAAAGAUUCCUGCGCGAUAUGUUUAAUCAGAAAAACCUAUGCCAAACAUGCGACGAAAUUCCGGAAGCACAUUUGUACUAUUAUGCUCAUAACAAUAAGCAACUAACAAUCCAAAUCAAGCGAAUUUCUAAAGCAAAAUGUCUAGCUGGUGAGGAAAAGGGAAAAAUCUGGAUGUGGAGUCGUUGUGGGAAGUGUAAAAAGAAGAACGGGUCUCGGAGAUCAACAAAACGAGUGCUGAUAUCAACUGCUGCUCGUAGCUUGUCAUUUGGAAAGUUUUUGGAACUUAGUUUUUCUCAGCAGACUUUUCUGAAUAGAUCAUCUCGCUGCGGACACUCUUUCGACAGGGACUUCCUUCACUUCUUUGGAUUAGGCUCCAUGGUUGCUAUGCUCAGUUACUCCCAAGUCACAUCCUACACAGUGUCCCUGCCACCCAUGAAGCUGGUAUCUAGCAUUUUAAUCAAAGCGGGCUGGCUUGAGAAAGAAUUUCAUGGAGUAUUCACUAAAGGGAUCUCCUUGUUCGAGGACGCUGGUGGUUUUCUGAAGAGACUAAGAUCGCAAUUCAAAAAUUCAGAGCUCAGCUACCAGUGUGCACACAAACUCCUUACUAACAUUGAGGAGUUGCUGAAUCACGAGCGCGGCAUAUUUGAGGAAAGCAUCAGGAACUCGUUUGACAAGGCUAAAACCAUAGAUGAUGUUUCGCAUAGACUGCUCCGCUUAAACCGCUUGCGGUGGGACCUUGUGCUUCAAGCUCUCAUCUGGAACUACCGGUUGCAGUCUCUGGUUUUAUCUGAUCGUUUGCUACCUUCAAGGGAACAAGAUUUGAAGACUGUUUCCAAGUCUGGAAUGACCAAAUAUGAAAAUGAUGAAAAAUCUUCUGAUUCUGGUAGCAAUGGAGGCAUGGACACUCCACUUGUUGAAGACAAAGAAAUACCAAUCAUUGGUGCUUCUGUUGGGGACAAUGAUCAAAUGGAAGAAUCGUAUGUGCCUGAAGACAAUGAAUUGCGAACUCCGAGCAGCUCCAUCCCCAGUACAACAUCUCCCACCAACAAUCAUUUUGACACUCAUUUGGCUGUUAGUGUCUAUCCAACCAACGAACAAGAAGGAGAGAAAUCAAUUCCAAUUACUGGAGAUUCACUGGAAGGUGAGGUUGUUGCCUCUAAUGGACCACACAUCUUAGGUUGGGAUGAAUGGUUUUGGUUGCCAUUUGAAGAGCUACGCACGAAGAGCGUUGUCGAUAUUGAGAAGGAAUACUUGUUAAAGUUUGAGUAUGUAAACAAUUUCACCCAAGAAAACCUGCAGACGGUGAAUCAGAUAAUCACUGAGGAAGGUUCUCGUCUACGCAUCUCUUUAAGGGAUGAUGAUUUUAUUGUCUCAGACUAUGAAGACGAGCUCUCCAGCCUAAUUGCUUGUGCGCUUGCCCACCUGUACACUGAUGAGAACAGACAGCCUCUAGCAAGGUGUAUACAUGGGUCUCUUCAAGGGUUCUUGGAUAAAGAUCAAGAUCCCAAGCAAACUGCUGAACGUGAGGUUUCCCGUUACUCGAGUGAGAGUACAAAUCGGUUGGAAACAUUACCCCCUCCAGAGGUCAUUGUUAAUUUUGGGUCACUAAAAUCAAUUGGAAAACCCAAAUACUCUAUAGUGUCCCUAUAUGCAGAGGAUUUCCGCGAACUCAGAACACGGUGUUGCUCAUCAGAGCUCGAUUAUAUAGCUUCACUAAGUCGCUGUAAGCCAUGGGAUGCUAAGGGUGGUAAGAGCAAAUCCGUGUUCGCUAAGACUUUGGAUGACAGGUUCAUCGUAAAAGAGAUCAAGAAGACAGAGUACGAAUCAUUUGUGACAUUUGCUCCAGAGUAUUUCAAAUACAUGAAGGACUCUUAUGAUCUAGGCAACCAAACUUGUCUUGCCAAAGUUCUUGGGAUUCAUCAGGUAACUGUAAGGCAGCCAAAGGGUGGCGGGAAAGAGAUACGGCACGACCUCAUGGUCAUGGAGAAUCUUAGCUUUGGCAGAAAAAUCACUCGCCAGUACGAUCUCAAAGGCGCUCUGCACGCUCGGUUUACAGCCACUACUGCUAAUGGCGCAGACGAUGUUCUAUUGGAUCAGAACUUUGUCAAUGACAUGAACAAAUCCCCGCUUUACGUUAGCAAAACAUCGAAACAAAAUCUCCAAAGAGCGGUUUACAACGACACCAGCUUCCUAACUAGCAUAAACGUGAUGGACUACUCUUUGCUAGUUGGAGUUGAUGAUGAGAAUCAUGAGCUAGUGUGUGGGAUCAUUGACUAUCUCAGACAAUACACAUGGGACAAGCAGCUAGAGACAUGGGUGAAAUCGUCUCUGGUGGUACCAAAGAAUGUGCAGCCGACAGUGAUCAGCCCGAUCGAUUACAAGACGAGGUUCAGGAAGUUCAUGAAGACGCAUUUCUUAUGCGUUCCAGAUCAGUGGUGCGAGGAAGGAGAAGACUCUUGAAGACAUAAAGCAAAUAUGAUUAGUAGCUUUGGAAACAGAAGAUGUUUUGAUUAUCUCUACCCGGUCUAUAUCUUUCUCAUAUAUCUAUAUAUAAUUUAUUUUGACCAAAAAAAGAAAGAAAAAAUAUAUAUAUAUUCUAUUAUAUGAUUCUUUUAUUUGAUUGAACUUCACUUGUAUAUAGAGACAAGUCCAGUAUUGCAUCUACCCCUGUGAUUGUGCAGUUUUUUUAGCAAGCUUAUGGGGUAGAUUUUAUUGAUUGGAUUGUCUCUGUCUUUUGUCUUUUA